AGCGGCGGCUGGGCUGUGCGGAUGAGAGUGAGCGCAGAAACGGAGUGAGAGAGCAGGUAGGAAAAUACACUAAAAGCAGCAGACAGAACAGCAAAGUCACAAGUGUUUCCAGGACGUGAAGUGGAACAUCUAUAGAUCUCACAAGAUGUGGUGGAACCGUAAUAUCUCUCAUAAACCUGUGAUGAGUGGGGGUUCGUGGUGCCCAGCCUGUUCGGGGCAGUGCCUGGUGGCCUGAGUUUGGCAUGGCCUCUUUGGACCUGCCAUACCGCUGCCCUCGCUGCGGGGAGCACAAGCGUUUCCGGAGCUUGUCGUCCUUACGUGCCCACCUGGAGUACAACCACACCUACGAGACACUGUACGUGCUGUCCAAGUCUAACAGCGUGUGUGACGCCGCCGCACUGCUCCCUCUGGUGGCCGACAACGCCCUGGCGGCCGAAUCCCACUUCACCUGCUCGGGUGACGAGCUCGGUCUGGCUACAACUUCAUCCUCCAGUCCCCGCUACCUUCCGAAUGUCGAGUUUCCACUGGGCGAGAUUCUGUUGAGGAAAGCCAUGAGCUCGGCCGACUCCGGCGCCAUGGAGGCCGCCUACGAGGAGGGGCUGGCCCGCCUCAGGGCUCGAGCCUUCGAGAGGCUAGAGCUGGACGAGAGAUUGGAGAAACUGUCCGAAGAGGUAGAGCAAAAGAUCUCGGCUCGAGUGGGACGCCUGCAAGCCGAGCUGGAAAGGAAGAGCUCGGAACUGGAGAAGGCCAAGGUGGAGAGCGAGAGGCUCAGUCAGGAGAAGCAGGAACUGGAGGAUAAGGCCUCGGAGCUAUCGCGUCAGGUUGACGUGUCUGUCGAGAUGCUGGCCAACCUUAAGCAAGACCUGGUCAACAAGGAGCAGGAGCUCACGCACAAACAGCAAGAGGUAGCUCAGAUCGAUCAGUUCCUCCAGGAGACAGCGGCACGUGAAGCCAGCGCUAAGGUUCGCCUGCAGCAGUUUAUCGAGGAGCUACUGGAGCGUGCUGACCGUGCUGAAAAACAACUCCAGAUCAUCAGCAGCUGUGGAACCACACCGAACGGCAGUCUGAGUCACUGCAGCCUACAGGAUGCCAAAACCAACGGACGCCAGAGGAACUCCAGUCUCUCGGGUUCCAGAGGGGUGUACCAGGUGUCUGAUCGGCGAUCCUCCCCCAGCACUGGAGCAUCCGUCCGAUCAAAGUCGGCAUCCCAGGGCUCAAUGGUGGGAUAUGACAGCGACAGUGUGGAGAUGCAGGCGCUGGAGGGCAGCUUGGAGGCACAGUACUACCACGGACAGUGUCGUCCCACCGAACCCUCGCCCUACGACCGUCGUAACUGGGGCCUCCGCAAGCAAGCCAUCCAGAACUGGCAGCGCCGACCUUACCGCAACAGCACAGAGGCAGAAGAGGGAGACAUGUCGGAUGUGGCAUCGCGCACAACCGAGUCUGAGGCGGAAAUGUGGGAGCAGGAGAGGAGGGUAGAGUGUCAGCAGCACUGCGGUCACCGCAGCAGCUACCAGCUGGGCUCAGGUCGUUCUGAAGUUGGCUACAAACCCUGCCGCCAUGAGAAGAGUCCAUCUAAAACCAGUGAGGUGAUCAGUCCCGAGGUCCUAAAGAUGCGGGCAGCCCUCUUUUGCAUCUUCACCUACCUGGACACUAAGACCCUGCUGAGGGCGGCUGAGGUGUGCAGAGACUGGAAGUUUGUGGCACGUCACCCUGCUGUCUGGACGAGAGUGCUGCUGGAGAAUGCCCGCCUUUCCUCCAAGUUCUUGUGCACACUGUCUCAGUGGUGUACACAGACACACUCUCUGAUCCUGCAGAACCUCAAACCAAGACAGAGAGGGAAGAAGGAGACCAAGGAGGAGUAUCUCAAAAGCACACGUGGGUGUUUAGAGGAGGGUCUGGAGGCCUUGCUGAAAGCAACAGGAGGAAACCUGCUCAUUUUGAAAAUUUCCCACUGUCCAAACCUGCUGACUGACCGGUCGCUGUGGCUGGCCAGCUGCUACUGCCGAGCUCUACAAGCUGUAACAUACAGAAGUGCCACCGAUCCUGUGGGCCAAGAGGUUAUCUGGGCUUUGGGUGCAGGCUGCAGGGACAUCAUCUCUCUUCAGGUGGCACCGUUACAUCCUUGUCAACAGCCUGCCCGCUUCAGUAAUCGGUGCCUUCAGACGAUUGGCCGAUGCUGGCCACACCUAAGAGCCUUGGGAGUUGGCGGAGCUGGAUGUGGCAUACAAGGAUUAGCUUCAUUGGCAAGAAACUGCAUGAGGCUGCAGGUGCUAGAGCUGGACCAUGUCAGUGAGAUUAAUCAGGAAGUAGCUGCCGAGGUGUGUCGAGAGGGUCUGAAGGGUUUAGAGAUGUUGGUGCUUACAUCAACUCCAGUCACUCCCAAAGCCCUUCUCCAUUUUAACAGUGUGUGUCGUAACCUGAAGUCCGUUGUUGUACAGAUAGGUAUUGAAGAUUACUUUGAAGACCCCAACAGCCCAGAGGCUAGAAAGCUUUUUGAUGAGAUGGUGAACAAACUUCAGGCAUUAAAGAAGAGGCCUGGUUUCUCCAAAAUCCUUCAUGUGAAGGCUGAUGGUCUUUGCUAACCCCUCUCUGCUACAACAGGAACUGUGUAGAGGGUUGCGACAACCACCAUCUCUCUCCUAUGGCAAAAGCUGAAUCUCUAUCUACAAUCUCAGCUACCGAUCAGAAGACUUCAAAGCUCUACAGUUUUGACAAGGUUUGAAUUUGACUGAUGAUUUUUUGGAGGGAUG
Messenger RNA from Trichomycterus rosablanca, 2753 nucleotides. RefSeq names its product F-box protein 41 (gene fbxo41). Gene Ontology annotation, molecular function: protein binding. Lineage: Eukaryota; Metazoa; Chordata; Actinopteri; Siluriformes; Trichomycteridae. The coding region runs from base 243 to 2585 and encodes 780 amino acids. The transcript has 13 exons. The record is from RefSeq and is a predicted model, not a curated record.